CUUUGCCCCAUGACGUCGGUCUCUGUGGUGCAGACCUGGCCGGAGGCUGGGGCUGAUCCCGGCAGCCAUGUUCUCCCUGCCAUUCCUCCCCUCCUGGCUCCCCAGCCUCCCCUCCCUCCAGUGGGGCUCCAGCCUCCUCCACUCUGUCCUUCAAGGCCUCAUCGGGGCCAGUGGAGUCUCGGUCCUGAACAGCCUCCUGAAGGUCUACUUCUUUGUGAACUGUGCCAACAACCCCGAGCGGCGGCUGGAGAAGGAGCGGCUGCAGGCCCAGUGGGCUUCGCUGGAGAUGGUGCACCUGGCCGGGCUGGCCCUGAUCCUGACCGUCCUGGGGGCCCGGGUGGCCGCCCUGGUGGUGCUUGAGUUCUCCCUCCGGGCUGUCUCCACACUGCUCUCCCUGGGCAAGGGCUCCGAGGGGGAGAGGCUGCAGCUGUACUUGCUGAGCCAGUACUCACUGGGCUGCGGGCUGACCUGCGGCCUGAGCUUCCUGCAGGAGGGCGCCCCUCGCCGCACCCUGAGCCUGCUGCUGGGCCUCGGGCUGGCCACCCUGCUCAGCGCGGGCGCCCGGCGCCUCUGCCGCCACGCCUGUCAGCUCUACGAGCCUCACCGCCGCCUGCAGCGCUGCGGGGUGUGCCUGGGCCUGCUGGCUGGCGCUCCGCACCUGCCCCAGCUGCUGGCCCGCGCCCUGGCCGUGGCCUUCGCCGUGGGCAACCUGGCGGCCGUGGCCCUCGUCAACCAGGACUUCCCCACCACCUCGGAUGCCGUGCGCUUCUGGAUGCCGCUCGUCAUCUGCUACGCCCUGCUGGUCAUCUACAUGCAGGAGGAACAGCGGCAACACCCCGGCCUGCAGAGCCAGGUCCAGACGUUGCUGGUGCGCAUGGGUGGUCUCUUCGUGCUGCUGCUGACCGUGGGCUGCUGGCUGGACCUCCUGGGAGUCCUCCUGUCCCUGCUGGGUGAGCUCUGGUGCCUGGCAGGCAGCCGCACUCUGCUGGACCUUUGCCAGAUACAGGAUUUUCCAUCCCAGAGGCCUUCGGGGUCAGCUCCAAGGCAGUCCCAGCCCCAGCCCUCAGCAGCUGCCCAGCCCCAGGACACAGCCCCCUCCUGACCUGCCUUAGCAAGGACUUGAAGUCCGUCUUAGGCCCACCCAGGCUCAUCUGGAGG
Molecule: messenger RNA, 1158 nt
Organism: Neomonachus schauinslandi (Hawaiian monk seal)
Lineage: Eukaryota; Metazoa; Chordata; Mammalia; Carnivora; Phocidae
Gene: TMEM82
Product: transmembrane protein 82
Exons: 6
Coding region: 68-1102 (344 amino acids)
Source: RefSeq, a predicted model, not a curated record